CUGCAUUCCUCCUUCACUGGCGGUCGAUUCAGCUCGAGAUCUCAAUGCUUGUCACCGCUUGAGACAAUUGCCAGCGACUUGACAGCCCACCCCACGAUCCUUUCUCUAUACAAGCUCUCCGCCAUGGCUGAGCAAGAUGAGGUUGCGAGCAAGGUCUUGCGGCGAGCUCAGGUCUCAAAGAUGACCAGGACGCUACAGAACAGACUUGCUCUGGCGAACGUCAAGAUCAAGAACGGCUGGGAGAGCCUCAGCCUCGACGCAAUUGAGCCCGUCAUCGAUGUGGAGCUCAAGCGUAAGCGCCCUGGCUCCAGCAACGAAGCCAUGUCAGAUGCCUCGAGUGUCUCCGAGCGCUUCUACCAGCCAGGCGUACUCGACUCUUCCCCGCUCGCCGCCUCCAUAUUCUCAGAUGACGUUCGACGAUCAGGGACCCCCUCUGUCAGCAGUGACCGCCAGCACAAGCGUCCCCGCUACGACAAACCCAUCAGCCGAUACCCAGCAUCGAGCAACCACACCCGCAACAAGGUCAUGCGAUCUGCCACAACGGCUUCGUCCUCAUGGAAGAACAACUUCCACCUACCCGAGUCCUCGCCGGUAUACCAUCGCAGACACGCACGUUUCGGUCGAACCCACGUGCCCAGUCUCUCCUUUGUCUCGGAGACAUCAACCAUCCCCGACGACCCCCGAUCCCCUCUCCUGUCCGAAGAAGAUGACGAAGAUCUUCCCAUCUCCUCGUUCCAGAUCAGCAAAUCACACUUCGCAACGUCGCCGAUUCGAGCUCGAGCUCCACGCACACCGCCGCCAGACGUGGCCCGCUCGGCUCGUCUUCGUCAGAGGGGCUUCACUGCCGCUGGCGCUGCUCGUGAAGGGAAACAUGGCGAAGACGAUGCGAACCUGCUGGCGUACCUGGCCACAUCACCAACACCAGUUCGAGCAGGCUCUGUGAAGCACCAGAUGCAGGCUCCCUCCACCCCACCUUCAAAGACAACGCCCUUGCCAUCGUCUAUGAUGUCAACGCCUGGAGGCAGCGGACAAUCAUACGGUGGCUUCGGACUUGCUACAACACCCGGAAACAACCUUAACUUUGCCGAAUUUCUGAACAUGACACCAAGCCCGGCACAAGCACAAUUUGGCUCAUCAUGGAAUCGUACACCAGUCACAGGCAAAACACCUGCCGCAGUGCGUGAAGCCAGACGCCGGAUCAACUUCGACAACCUUGUGCCUCCUACUGGCGAUGGUCCACGGCUCAUCACUAAGGUCGAAGGCCUUGGUAUGGACCUUGGAGGCGAGCUGGUUUCCUGAGGAAGCGCACAAGCAUCCACAUCUAUUUAUCGACACCCUCAAGAUGUGAGGAGCGAACAACGACCCUGUAACGACCCUGGAUACCUUAUAUAUGUCCAGCCUAUGUUGUUGGUCCUACACCCCGAUACGGCACCCUACUUUCUUGACUUUCUUGCUUGUGAUAUCGUUUGUUUAGCAUGGCGUUAUACGGGCGGCACCCCCACGUUGCACUGCUUACUGUUUGGCGAAGCUUUGCAUUGCUCACAUUUUGGAGCGUCAUUUUGGAUCUCGGAAGAUCACAAACACUUUCCACGUCGGUCUUCACAUUUGAAGGAUUUCAUUUUGGGCGACAUGAGCAACACAGCAAGCGCUCUGUACCACAAGCGUCCGGCAUCACACCAGGCAGCAAGGCUGACCGUGGAAAUGAUUUUCUUUGUUCCCCCAGCACGAUGGACCGUUGGAGGAAGGCCCUGCAGGACAAUGAAGGAGACUGUGUCGCCUCAGAUGGUGC
Macroventuria anomochaeta is the source of this 1789-nucleotide messenger RNA. RefSeq lists its product as uncharacterized. The coding region runs from base 124 to 1299 and encodes 391 amino acids. The record is from RefSeq and is a predicted model, not a curated record. The transcript is spliced from 2 exons. NCBI's taxonomy places the organism in Eukaryota, Fungi, Ascomycota, Dothideomycetes, Pleosporales, Didymellaceae.